GGGUCGGACUGCUGCUUCCUCGUCUUCGACGUCACGUCCGCCAGCUCCUUCGAAGGCCUGGAGAAGUGGCACAAGCAGCUCUUCCUGCAGAUCGAGCCGGGGGAAGACGGGCCCUUCCCCGUCGCCGUCAUUGGGAACAAGACAGACCUGGAGAAACGCGAGGUGUCUACGGAGCAAGGGGAAGAGUGGAGCCGGCUUCACAAAGCGGAGUACUUUGAGACCAGCGCCAAGGCCGCCACCAACGUCCAGGAGGUGUUUGAGUGGGCCGUGCGGGCCGUCCUGAGGAAC
Gekko japonicus is the source of this 288-nucleotide messenger RNA. RefSeq names its product ras-related protein Rab-7a-like. The transcript is spliced from 2 exons. Gene Ontology annotation, cellular component: phagocytic vesicle; late endosome; lysosome. Gene Ontology annotation, biological process: endosome to lysosome transport; phagosome-lysosome fusion. The record is from RefSeq and is a predicted model, not a curated record. Gene Ontology annotation, molecular function: GTPase activity; GTP binding. NCBI's taxonomy places the organism in Eukaryota, Metazoa, Chordata, Lepidosauria, Squamata, Gekkonidae. The annotation marks the transcript as partial.